CAGACAAGCAGGACAGACUUGUAGAGCAAAGCGCCCGCCAUGGCUUCUGCACAGGAUAUCCCUGUUCUCCUUCGCUUCCUCAACCAAGAGGCCAAAGUCCCUCUCAAGCAGGCUAUCGGCAAGGUGCCUGAUCUGCAAGCGGCGAGUCUCAACACCGCUUUAGACAUAUCUAAAGCCGAUUUCGCAACGCUCAAGAACAUUUUUGGGGACGAGAAAGCAGCGCGGCAAUGUCUCAAUGCGGCAAAACGAGUGUCCAAGAAACGGACGGCUGCAGAUCAAGAUAGCGCUACAGCGGCAUCUGCGCCGUCGCCAGUCAAGAAGGCGAAGGCGAAAGCGACGUUUGGCCAGCCACUGAGUGGUGCGGAGCUCGAGGCGGAGCUUGCACUGCCGGAAGCAGAGAUGAACGAAGAGGUGUUGAAGGCGACAGUUUUAUACACCAAUCGCGCGCCUUUAUUGCUUGCAUUUGCUGUUACAUUGGUAAAGUACACGAUGCCUGAGCAGCCGAUCUCGAGUAGGCUGAGUCUCGCCCAAGCAGUCACAUCUAUGAAUAGCAAGACGAAAGCUGUGCAUGUUGGGCUGGACAAGUGGCGGCCUGCGGAAGAAGAAGGGUGGGGUGAGGGACAGCCGGUUAUACGCAUCAUGACGCGCGAGAUACGGGUCAUGAAGCGGUGGGGGUACGAGUGGGAGGACGAAGGCUACGGGACCCAGCGAACAGCCAAGUCUUUGUCCGAUAUAUCAGUUGAGGAAAGAGCGAAGGAGACUGCGCUAUGGGCUGUCGAUCUAGAGGCGUUGAAGCAGGCCAACCAGCCGGGUAGUUUGACGCACUCCAAGAGUGGACAGGGAAUCCUGCCGAUUUACUCGGCGCAAAAACCUAGGUCAUAUCUUCUGCAAGCGUUUGAGAAGAUACCAGAAGAUGGGGUCAAGCAAGAAGGCGAUGCGCCGACGAAAGCAAAGGCGAAGGCGAAGAAAAGUGCGGAUGCUACGAGAGCGGAAAAGAAACGGAACCUGGGUUUGCUGCUAGGGGCACUAGAACUAUUGCAUCGGUCUUGGGCAAGCAUACUGAGCAAAGAAGACCUAGACAAACGUGCUUGGGGAUGGUACGUCCAUGUUCGACCCGAGGUGGCUCAAGGGACUGCGGGUUGGGGAGCGAAGGGCAAUGUGAAGCUAUCAGAUAUUCUGGACUUGCGAAGACCAAGUAAAUAGCAGAACAAGGACAUAUGCUGAAGGGCG
Messenger RNA from Bipolaris sorokiniana ND90Pr, 1230 nucleotides. RefSeq lists its product as uncharacterized. Lineage: Eukaryota; Fungi; Ascomycota; Dothideomycetes; Pleosporales; Pleosporaceae. The coding region runs from base 40 to 1203 and encodes 387 amino acids. The transcript is spliced from 2 exons. The record is from RefSeq and is a predicted model, not a curated record.